CUUUAUUUAGGUUGUAGUUUUUUAAAUGGUGGUACUGGAACGUAGUGAGGAACGUGAACAAAAAAUAAUGAAAAUAAUUUUAAUUUUCUUCAGAAAAAGAAUAAAUACGCGGAAUAAAUAAUUCACUAUUACCGAUUGUAAUCGCAAGUCUCAUUUUAGUAGUUUCAGUUAUUUCCUGAAAGAAUUAAACGGCAAUAAUGACGAGAAUAUUAAUAAAAACAAACCGGAUAAUUUCAGCUGUUUUAUCAAAAUAUAAAUUUAGCACUGCAGCUAAAUCUGUAGCGUCCGUGCAAAUAAAAGGGAAAGAAUUCGUGGCCGACGAUUAUACAAAUGUUACGCCUAAAAUAAUAUCGUACUUGGACAAGAACCUGCACUUGCAGAAAAAUAACCCUCUAUCGAUAGUCAGGCAGAGAAUUGUAAAUUAUUUUUACUCUUCAUUUACUCACAGAGGUCACCCAGCAUUCAGCGUUUACGACAACUUACCGCCAAUAGUGACUACAAAGCAAAACUUUGAAGAUUUGUUGAUUCCGGCUGAUCAUCCGAGUAGGGCGAAGUCCGACUGUUAUUAUAUAAACAGAGACACUCUCCUGAGGGCUCAUAUGACUGCACAUCAAAGUGAGCUGCUGCGCUCUGGACUGGACAACUUCCUGAUGAUAGGAGAUGUGUAUCGGAGGGAUGAAAUUGAUUCAACACAUUUUCCUGUGUUCCAUCAGGUAGACGCAGUGCGUUCACAACGUCAAGAAGAGUUAUUCCCAGACAAACCAGAAUUACAAAUAUUUGAGCCAACAUUUGAUAAGACAAACCCACAUACUAACCACAUAAAUGAUCCAAUGAAACAAAGCUGCCAUACUCUAGAAGCUACAAAAUUAAUGGAGACACAAUUGAAAACGCACCUUAUCGGUCUAACACAGGCUCUAUUUGGUGAAGAUAUUAAGUACAGAUGGGUUGAUGCAUACUUUCCUUUCACCCAUCCAUCAUGGGAGCUUGAAAUAUUCUACGAAAAUGAUUGGAUGGAGGUCUUAGGCUGUGGCAUAGUCAGAAAUGAGAUUUUAGUUAACGCAGGACCAUCAAACACUAUAGCAUAUGCCUUCGGACUUGGACUGGAAAGAUUAGCAAUGGCAUUGUACAAGAUUCCAGACAUUAGAUUAAUGUGGAGUACGGAUUCUGGGUUUUUGACACAGUUUGAGAAUGUGGACUUGAAUGCUAGUAUUACAUAUAAGCCUGUAUCUUCGUAUCCACAAUGUACGAAUGACAUGUCCUUCUGGUUGCCUCCCACAUACACUAUUGACACGUUCAUAAGCAAUGACUUUUAUGAUCUAGUCAGAGAUAUUGGUGGCGAUAUUAUUGAACAGGUAAAACUCAAAGACAAAUUCGUUCAUCCGAAGUCGAAGAAGCACAGUUUGUGCUACAGUAUUGUAUACAGGCAUUUGGAACGGACCCUCACUCAAACAGAAGUCAACCAGGUUCACAAGGAGAUUGAGAAGGCCGUGGUUGACGCUUACGGAGUAGUUAUUAGAUAAAUUAAUGUUAUUUACUAAUUAUAAUAUAGUAUGUUGAAUUUUA
Messenger RNA from Spodoptera litura, 1563 nucleotides. It is a transcript of the gene PheRS-m, whose product is annotated as Phenylalanyl-tRNA synthetase, mitochondrial. Gene Ontology annotation, molecular function: tRNA binding; ATP binding; phenylalanine-tRNA ligase activity. Lineage: Eukaryota; Metazoa; Arthropoda; Insecta; Lepidoptera; Noctuidae. Gene Ontology annotation, cellular component: mitochondrion; cytoplasm. The record is from RefSeq and is a predicted model, not a curated record. Gene Ontology annotation, biological process: phenylalanyl-tRNA aminoacylation.